AUGGAUCGCCAAUCAGUCUACUCAGUUUCCGUCUUCCAGUCCAACUCUGGACCAAACGAAGAUAGCCGGCUGCAAAUACAAGAACAACUUGUAACUUUUAUCCUCGAAUUCAGACACGACAAUAUCUUCGUCUAUCGAGAUCAGCUAAGAGAAAAUGCGUUAUUAAAAAAGUACUUUUGCGAUGUUAACAUUACCGACUUAAUCAAAUAUAACGAAGAGCUUGCGCACCGAAUAGUCACAGAACCCGCCGAGAUUAUUCCUCUCUUCGAAGGGGCCCUCAAGAAAUGCACACACCGAAUCAUCUUCCCCCACGAACCUAAAGCUGUUGUCCCUGAGCACCAAUUACUCCUCCACUCCAGCGCAGAAGAUGUCUCGAUCCGGAAUCUGGAUUCUGAUACUAUCGCAAGGCUUGUUAGGGUGCCUGGCAUCGUCAUUGGUGCCUCUGUUAUGUCUUCUAAGGCCACAGAGUUACAUAUUCAAUGCCGAAAUUGCCUACACACACAGAUGAUCCCCGUCCUAGGUGGAUUUACCGGUGUAACACUUCCGCGAACUUGUGGUCGCCAGAGACCUCCCAAUGACCCAUCCGAAAAGUGUCCUCUAGACCCUUACUUUAUCACCCACGAAAAGUCCAAGUUUGUCGAUCAGCAGAUUAUUAAGCUUCAAGAAGCCCCUGACCAGGUGCCCGUAGGAGAGCUUCCACGACAUGUUCUCAUCUCCGCAGACCGAUACCUUACGAAUAGGGUCGUUCCGGGAUCAAGGUGCACGAUCAUGGGCAUUUUCUCUAUCUACCAGAACAAGGGUUCCAAGAACUCGUCUACAGGCGGUGCUGUUGCUAUAAGAACGCCUUAUUUACGAGCCGUGGGUAUCCAGACAGAUAUGGAUGCCACAGCUAAAGGACACUCAAUCUUCUCCGAGGAGGAAGAACAAGAAUUCAUGGAACUUAGCCGAAGACCUGAUCUCUAUGAUGUUAUGGCCGAUUGUAUUGCCCCAUCGAUCUAUGGCAAUCGAGAUAUUAAGAAAGCCAUAUUGUGCUUACUACUUGGAGGAUCCAAGAAAAUCUUACCUGACGGCAUGAAAUUAAGAGGUGACAUAAACGUGCUCCUCCUCGGUGACCCUGGUACUGCGAAGUCGCAACUCUUGAAAUUCGUCGAGAAAGCUGCUCCCAUAUCUAUCUAUACAUCGGGUAAAGGUUCCUCGGCAGCUGGUUUAACAGCUUCCGUGCAGAGAGAUCAUUCCACGCGAGAGUUUUACCUCGAAGGUGGUGCAAUGGUAUUAGCAGAUGGUGGUGUGGUAUGUAUCGAUGAAUUUGACAAGAUGCGAGACGAAGACCGUGUCGCGAUCCACGAAGCUAUGGAGCAGCAGACCAUCUCGAUUGCCAAGGCAGGUAUAACAACAAUUCUAAAUGCGCGAACCUCAGUCCUCGCGGCAGCCAACCCCAUCUUCGGCCGGUACGAUGACAUGAAGACGCCGGGCGAGAACAUCGACUUCCAGACGACCAUUCUGUCCCGUUUCGAUAUGAUCUUCAUCGUGAAAGACGACCACAACAGAGACAAGGACGAGCGCAUUGCAAAGCACGUCAUGGGUAUCCACAUGGGCGGCCGUGGCCUCGAAGAGCAAGUUGAGGGCGAAGUACCCGUCGAGACGAUGCGGCGGUACCUCAGCUACUGCAAAUCUCGCUGCGCUCCUCGCCUCUCCCCCGAAGCCGCCGAGAAGCUAUCCUCGCACUUCGUCUCGAUCCGGAAACAAGUCCACGCCUCCGAACUUGAAGCCAACGCGCGCUCCAGCAUCCCCAUCACAGUGCGACAACUCGAAGCCAUCGUGCGCAUCACAGAAGCUCUCGCAAAACUUACUCUUUCCCCCAUGGCCACCGAGCAGCACGUCGACGAAGCCAUCCGGUUAUUCCUGUGCUCGACGAUGGACGCCGUCACACAGGGGACCGCGAACCAAGGCGGCCGCGAGCUGAACGAGGAAGUCACACGUCUUGAACAGGAGCUUCGCCGACGCUUGCCUAUUGGGUGGAGCACCAGCCUGGCUACUCUACGCCGCGAGAUGGUUGAAGGGAAGGGGUUCAGCGAGCAGAGUUUGAACCGCGCGCUUAUGAUACUGCAGAGACGGGAUACGAUUAUGUUCCGCAAUCAAGGUGCGCAGGUAUACCGAAACGGUGCUUAG
Molecule: messenger RNA, 2169 nt
Organism: Daldinia childiae
Lineage: Eukaryota; Fungi; Ascomycota; Sordariomycetes; Xylariales; Hypoxylaceae
Product: DNA replication licensing factor mcm5
Exons: 3
Coding region: 1-2169 (722 amino acids)
Biological process (GO): DNA replication initiation; double-strand break repair via break-induced replication; DNA replication
Cellular component (GO): nucleus; MCM complex
Molecular function (GO): single-stranded DNA binding; DNA replication origin binding; ATP binding
Source: RefSeq, a predicted model, not a curated record